UUGUCUCUCCUCUCCGUCUUUUCUGACCCUCUCUGUGCGGUCCCCACCGCCAAAACCCAACUCCGGACCCUAUGGCACCUUCACAGACCUCUCCAAUUAUGUCGGGUCCAUGGAAUCUACGGCCACCAUUUCCCUCCGUAUGCGAUACGUAUGAUAGCUUAGACAUUGUACAACGUAACUAGAGAGGAAAAAGGUUAAAAAAAUCUAUCAAUCUUUCUACCGUACCUCUAUUCAUCGAUUGGUAAAGCUGAUGGUCAAAUAUCCUUCAAAGUCUCGGUGAUUUUGUCAUCAUCACUCGUGUCUUUUACGGAAGGUGGGAUUUGACUUUGAAGCCAAAAGGGUUUGUUGAGUUUGGCCGUGAUGAGCAAAUUCUGAUGUCUGGGAGGUCUGUGUUUGGAUGGGCUAUGAUGGGUUUCGACUUCGAGGGAUUUUGCUUCUGAUGAAGAUGAAAUUAGGUUUAGGGGCUGUCUCAUCCAUGAUCGGUCUUCAAGGAUUUCAAUGGUUCUUUGAUUUUCAUGAAGGAAAGAUUUGAUUUUUAGUAGCCAAUUUGUCAAUGGUAGUUGAUGGGUUUUAGGAAAUUUGGUUUCUGGAGCUUCGAAAUUCAUAUAGUAUUGUUUGAGAUUGUCCAUUCUGCUCAGCCAGAGGAGGAGAAGAAGAUUACGGAGGUUUGUGGGUGUAAGGUCUUCUAGAGUUUCAACGAAUUACCACGACGGAAAAAUGGAAGAAGAAGUUAAUUCCUGGAUUAGGAGAACAAAGUUCUCUCAUACAGUUUGUCAUCGGUUGGACUCUUCAAGAUUGACGUCUAUUCCAUUUUCAGUACAGCCUGACCGAUAUUCAGGAUUGAAAUCAAGGCCCAGAACGACUGCAACUAAUGAGAAAUCGAUUCCCAGUAAUUCGAAGAUACAGCGGAAUCCUAUUAUAAACAAGCAGAGAUCGUUGUCCCCUUUACCUGAAACCGUGCUCUCUGAUGAGUUUAAGGAAGCAAGGUCUGAGCGAAAGAGAUUCAUCACUCCGUUUCCCAGGAGAAGGGAAUCGGAAAGGGGAUUUAUGAAUAAGGAUUCCAAUUCGCCAUCUCGGUCGAAUACUAGUCCGCUUAGGCACUUAGCCUCGCUGAAAGUUAAUGAAAAGUCAAAGUACCGGAAGGAGUUGAUGUGGGCAAGGUAUUUUGAUCACGGUGGAGGGAGGGUUAAUGCUGUGGAAACAGCAGAUGAAUGGAGUGUUGAUCUGUCUAAGCUGUUUCUGGGUCUGAAGUUUGCCCACGGGGCUCAUAGUCGGCUUUACCAUGGGAUAUACAAAGACGAACCUGUUGCAGUUAAAAUUAUUCGGGUGCCUGAUGAUGACGAAAAUGGAGCCUUGGGGGCUCGAUUAGAGAAGCAAUUUAAUAGGGAAGUCACUCUUCUAUCUCGUCUCUACCAUCAAAAUGUCAUAAAGUUUGUAGCAGCAUGCAGAAAGCCACCAGUUUAUUGUGUCAUCACAGAAUAUCUAUCAGAAGGUUCCUUGAGGGCAUAUUUACAUAAGCUUGAGCAUAAAUCACUUCCUUUACACAAACUAAUCGCAAUUGCUCUGGAUAUUGCUCGUGGAAUGGAAUACAUUCAUUCUCAAGGCGUAAUUCACCGAGAUCUUAAACCAGAAAAUGUCCUUAUUGACCAAGACUUCCGCGUGAAAAUUGCUGAUUUUGGUAUAGCUUGUGAGGAGGUGUACUGUGAUUCUUUAGCUGAUGACCCUGGGACUUAUCGCUGGAUGGCACCCGAGAUGAUUAAACAUAAAGCCUACGGGCGAAGGGUUGAUGUGUACAGUUUUGGGCUCAUCCUGUGGGAAAUGGUGGCUGGAACGAUCCCCUAUGAGGACAUGAAUCCCGUACAGGCUGCUUUUGCAGUAGUAAUUAAGAACUUGAGACCUGUUAUCCCAGGGGACUGUCCACCUGCCAUGCGAGCUUUAAUUGAGCAAUGCUGGUCCUUGCAACCAGAGAAAAGGCCGGAUUUUUGGCAGGUUGUGAAGGUAUUGGAGCAGUUUGAGUCUUCACUUGCCCAUGAUGGAACCCUAAAUCUGGUACAAAACCCUACUUGCCAAGAUCAUAAGAAAGGGCUUCUUCAUUGGAUCCAAAAGCUUGGUCCCGUGCAUCCUAAUAGUUCAUCAAUGCCUAAACCUAAAUUCACAUGAAUCUUUCAUAGGACCUGGCUUUUGUAGCUGAAUAGGUCAUUGUAAUUAAAAGAGGGUUUGUUUUCUAAGCCUCUCUUAUUGUGUUAUUCUACAUUCAUGCGAAGCUGAACGAAUCGAUUAGUAGGCAUGCAUUGGCGUGAAAAUGUCUUUUUUUUACACUAAAUUUGAAACGGAUGACAAUCAA
This is a messenger RNA of Juglans microcarpa x Juglans regia, 2344 nucleotides long. Its product is annotated as serine/threonine/tyrosine-protein kinase HT1-like. Gene Ontology annotation, molecular function: ATP binding; protein kinase activity. The record is from RefSeq and is a predicted model, not a curated record. The transcript is spliced from 4 exons. NCBI's taxonomy places the organism in Eukaryota, Viridiplantae, Streptophyta, Magnoliopsida, Fagales, Juglandaceae. Bases 718 to 2160 code for a protein of 480 amino acids. Gene Ontology annotation, biological process: protein phosphorylation.